Molecule: messenger RNA, 469 nt
Organism: Helicoverpa zea (corn earworm)
Lineage: Eukaryota; Metazoa; Arthropoda; Insecta; Lepidoptera; Noctuidae
Product: general odorant-binding protein 72-like
Exons: 5
Coding region: 16-444 (142 amino acids)
Biological process (GO): olfactory behavior; sensory perception of smell
Cellular component (GO): extracellular region
Molecular function (GO): odorant binding; dibutyl phthalate binding
Source: RefSeq, a predicted model, not a curated record
AAAAACAGUGCCGUGAUGGAUCGAAAAAGAUUGUGUUUGUUGAUUAUUGCUAUGUUUUUGGCACAAGGAAGUGAUGCCAUGUCUAGGCAACAAUUAAAAAAUUCUGGAAAAAUGUUAAAGAAAAACUGUAUGAACAAAAAUCAGGUGACUGAAGACCAAAUAGGUAGUAUAGAUAAAGGAAAAUUCGUAGAAGAUAAAAAAGUAAUGUGUUACAUAGCUUGCAUCUUUGAAAUGACAAAUGUGGUAAAGAACAAUAAGUUGAACUAUGACGCGUCGAUCAAACAGAUUGACCUCAUGUAUCCGCCUGAUUUGAAGGAAUCUGCGAAGGCUGCCGUCGAGAAGUGUAAAGACGUUCAAAAGAAAUACAAAGACAUCUGCGAAGCGUCGUAUUGGACUGCAAAAUGCAUGUACGAUUUCAAACCAGAAGAUUUUAUAUUUGCGUGAUUUUGGAUUAUACUACUCUAGCAAU